Molecule: messenger RNA, 4053 nt
Organism: Perognathus longimembris pacificus (Pacific pocket mouse)
Lineage: Eukaryota; Metazoa; Chordata; Mammalia; Rodentia; Heteromyidae
Gene: Rnf44
Product: ring finger protein 44
Exons: 10
Coding region: 340-1647 (435 amino acids)
Source: RefSeq, a predicted model, not a curated record
AAAACAACCUGGGCUGGCAGUGAGCCUCAAUCCUCACAUCUCAGCUUCCUCCUGAAUAGCUAGGAUGAGAGGAGUGAGCCACCAACCCCUGGCUACUCUGCAAGCACUUGAUCCUAUUUCACCCAGCAGGAAGCUGAGGCCUGGGUUCCUUGAUCCUGAGCCUGUUGAGCAUCCACGAGCACGGGACUCUGAGCCCUGGAGCACAGGGAACAUCACUGGAAUUGGAUCCAUUUCCUAAUUGGGCAGGUGGCUGGAUUUCUCCAGGCCUCAAUUUCUUGGUCUGCUUGCCUUCUAGGGUUGUGACCCCCGGCCUGGCCCCCCCAGCCCUCUGCUCUCCUGAUGCGACCAUGGGCUCUAGCAGUGACUAGGUGGCCACCCUCUGCCCCUGCGGCCCAGCGACGAUUCUCCGCAGGGCCGAGCAGCACUCCAGGCCAGCUUUGGGGAAGCCUCGGCCGCCAGGGCCCCCUGGCCAGCCCGCCUGCCCAGGAUGAGAGCUUACCCUCCCAGCAGCCACUGCCCAGACUACCACACCUCCCUGUAGAGGAGCGCCGGGCCUCGGCUCCUGCCGGCGGGAGCCCCCGAAUGCUGCACCAAGCUGCCCAGCAGAGCCCAUUCAUGGUUGAUCUCCACGAGCAGGUGCACCAGGGACCUGUCCCUCUGUCCUACACCGUCACCACCGUGACCACCCAAGGCUUCCCCUUGCCUGCAGGCCAACACAUCCCUGGCUGCAGCGCUCAGCAGCUCCCAGCAUGCUCCGUGAUGUUCAGUGGGCAGCAUUACCCGCUCUGCUGCCUCCCACCCCCGCAGCUGAUCCAGGCAUGCACUAUGCAACAGCUCCCUGUGUCCUACCAGGCCUACCCCCACCUCAUCUCCAGUGACCACUACAUUCUGCAUCCCCCACCACCCGCCCCACCGCCCCAGCCUGCCCACAUGGCGCCUCUUGGGCAGUUUGUAUCACUGCAGACCCAACACCCACGGAUGCCCCUGCAGCGGCUGGACAAUGACAUGGACCUACGUGGGGACCAGCACCCCUUGGGCAGCUUUACUUACCCCACGUCCGCCCCCGGUCCAGCCUUGUCCCCUUCAGUACCCCUGAACUACCUGCCCCACGAUCCGCUGCACCAGGAGUUGUCCUUUGGGGUGCCCUAUUCUCACAUGAUGCCACGGAGAUUGAGCACCCAGAGGUAUCGCCUGCAACAGCCACUGCCCCCACCGCCGCCGCCGCCACCACCCCCUCCACCAUCUUACUACCCCAGCUUCCUGCCCUACUUCCUCUCGAUGCUGCCCAUGUCACCCACAGCUAUGGGACCCACCAUCAGUCUGGAUCUGGACGUGGAUGAUAUGGAGAUGGAGAACUAUGAGGCCCUCCUGAACCUGGCCGAGCGGCUGGGAGAUGCCAAGCCCCGGGGCCUCACCAAAGCCGAUAUAGAACAGCUCCCAUCAUACCGCUUCCACCCUGACAGUCACCAAUCGGAGCAGACGCUGUGUGUGGUCUGCUUCAGCGACUUCGAGGUGCGGCAGCUGCUCCGAGUCCUCCCCUGCAACCACGAGUUUCACGCCAAGUGUGUGGACAAAUGGUUGAAGGCCAACCGGACGUGUCCCAUCUGCCGGGCUGAUGCCUCUGAGGUGCCCCGGGAGGCUGAGUGAGGCUCCACAGCUGCCCACGAGAACCCUGCCUGAAGCUCUGGAGACUCGGGGAGACCCAGGGAGGAUGGGGAGGGAGGGGCCCAGGCCUGCCUCGUCCUUCCACCAUCAACUCCAGAGCUGGUGCCAGGGUCAGCCCUGCGAGAAACCCCUGCAAUAAGCCCCUGCAUUUGCCAAGCUCCAAAGACUCCUUCCCCCUCUGCCUGCCUGUCUGCCCGCCAUGGAGCUGCCUGGGUGUUGCCCCCCCACCCCAGUCUCCCUCCUGACUUACCCUGGGGCCCUCCUUCCUGCUGGCACUGGGAACCGCAAAUCUUCCCCCAGUGUGGCUGGUGGGAUCCUUGGCCCCCCAGCAUGGGCAAAGGGGUCACCAUCCUGGGUCACCUGAGCUCUGCACUGAAAUGCUGUGCCCACUGCCCAGGUGGCACUGCCAGGGUGUGUGGGACAGAUGAUGGCUAGAAGCCAUUUCCUGAACCCCAGGGCCGAGUCCCUCCUGCCUGACCCAAGAAAGACUCAGGAGGCAGCUUGGCUCUGGUUGUCUGGUUCCUCCAGGACCUGCACCCAAGGCAGAGCCCGUGCCAGCCCCACCCCAGGCUGGAGGGCGUCCCAGCCACGCCCUCUGGAGCAAUCUGGAGACAGGGCCUGUGUUCCUGUGUUCCUGGUGGCGGCUCCUCCACGGUGCCACACAGGGUCAGACCUGGCCUAAUGUCCCCUCUUGUGGUUUCUGCAUGAAUGUGAGGAGUAGCCGUUUCUCCUAUUCAUUUCUCUUAUUCAUUUGGCCCGAUACUUGCGUGUAGAGUUUGGAGGUGUGGAUAUUUACAAUUUUUUUUUCUUUUUCUUUUUCUUUUAGUGGGAUACAGGGACCAACCAGGACCGGAGUGCCCCAGAGUAGAGGGGGGGGCAGACCAGUGGGGUGGUGCUGCCUGGCCUGCAUGUAUGUGUGCAGGCAGGGGCUGCGCUGGCCGAGCUGGCACUGGGAGGGGGGAGGUCUGGGGGGGGGGGCUGUGCUCAGCUGAUAACUGCCACGCACUGUACUGCACACGUCCCUAGAGCCUAUUGGGACCCUACGCUUUUCAGGGCAUUUCUCCCCUCUCCAGCCAGGCCCAUCUUCCACCUGCCUGGGUGAGUCUCCCCCACUUCUUCCCCACUCCCCAUAACCCAAGGAAUCCCAGGAGACAGGGACCAGGGAAAGCCUGGGCUUCCAUCCACUUCUAGGGGAUCCCUUCCAGCCUGCUCUCUGCUGUCCUCUGGAGGAGGCCCUUGUAGGGUCUGGCUGAACUUCCCACCCCCCACUUUCCCUCCCUGUCUCCCCCCACCGCCCUCCCCACCCCCCACAGCUGGGGUUGCUGCCCUGGAUGAACGAACCGCGUGUGGGGCUGGCACAUCCUAGCAGGCAGCCCUUGGCUCCUGCUGCCUCAGGGAUGCUCCAAGCACCCUCGUUCUGCCUGCAGCACCCCUGUCUCCCUCCCUUCCCCCCCCCAGCACCCCUGCCUGCCACAGGGCCCAGCAGUCUGGGCCCACCCCACGGAGAACCCAAAGUCUUACUGUAUAUAACUCCAGGUGACGUUUCUAUAUUUAUAGCAGUGUUGAAAACCCACGUGUUUUACAGAGAACCAUCCUCUCUGAUACCCCCCUUUCCCCUCUCCACCCCAACAACAACAACAAAAGGUUUUCAAAUCCUUAAUGCUUCCGGGGCAAGGGGGUUUGGAGGGGGGCGGGCAGGUGGAAAUGGCUCAUGGACUGUAUCCGCUGCAGACAUGGGAUUUCAACUAGCAGCUACUGGGGAGGGGUGGGGAAACACAGCAUUUAACAACAACAAAAUCAUUAAAAAAACAACAAAAAAAUGAUUUAUGAAGCAAUUAUUUAGGAUGUUUGUGAUUUGCGACCUUGCUCUAUAGAUGCCAUGUGACCAAUGAUUUCCUGUGGUGGGGGCUUGUCAUUGUUUACGAUUUCCCAACCUCUGGCCGAGGCAUGACAGUGGGCCUCCCCAGCACUGGCUGGGCCAGCGCCUGUGUUCCGUGUUAGAAAGGUUUUCUAUAUAUAUAAUUACAUAUAUAUGAAUAUAUGUAAUUCGGGGGGCCCUGUUCCUUGCACAUUUUACAGUUACCUCAUUUUUCCCCAUGUAUGUAUUUGAGAAAAAUGCUAAUAUAUAGAGAAAAAAAUGGUUCUUAAAGCUUAAAUGUGUGGUUUUUCCUCCAUUCCAGUGGAUUCACAUUGGUUUGUAGCAUUUAACUAACUAGUAUGUUGUAUUAUAUAUAUGUGUAUACUGAUUGAAAUUUUUAACAGAUUUGUACUUUUUUUAAAAUGAAAGUUGCUAGUUCUGCUUGACCAAGUAGUGCAAUCAUUAUUUUUUUUAAUAUUGUUGCUGAUUUCAGAGGGAAUAUUCACUAAUAAAUGUAUGAUGUAUACCAA